GAUGCCUGAAAUGAUUCUCUCUGUUGGUAAGUGACUGUAAGCAACCAUUGUUGCAGAUCAUAAUAGCUACCAUAGAAAUGUUAUGCACCCUUUGUGGCUAGCUAGUAACACAUUCAUCAUUCGCUGACUGCUGAAUAUUAGUAAACAAAACAUGAAUUAUGAAUACACGGCUGAUGUGAUAAACCGUCACAUUUGGGAAUUGCUAGCGCUACGCAUCAGACGUCCUCAGAGCAAUACAUCUGUUUAAUAUAUUUUCUUACCAUUUUUGUCGCCUUUAACGCUAAAUCUUCAAACAUGCGUGAAUGUAUCUCUAUCCAUGUCGGUCAAGCCGGAGUCCAGAUCGGUAACGCCUGCUGGGAGUUGUACUGCCUUGAACACGGCAUCCAGCCUGAUGGUCAGAUGCCCUCAGACAAGACCAUCGGAGGUGGUGAUGACUCCUUCAACACCUUCUUCAGUGAGACUGGGGCUGGAAAGCACGUUCCUCGGGCCGUCUUUGUCGAUCUCGAACCAACUGUUGUCGAUGAGGUACGCACCGGAACCUAUCGCCAGCUUUUCCACCCAGAGCAACUGAUCACCGGAAAAGAGGAUGCUGCCAACAACUAUGCCCGUGGGCAUUACACCGUCGGAAAGGAGCUUAUUGAUAUUGUCCUCGAUAGGAUCAGGAAGCUGGCUGACCAGUGCACAGGUCUUCAAGGAUUCCUUAUCUUCCAUAGCUUUGGUGGUGGCACCGGCUCUGGCUUUACCUCCCUGCUAAUGGAGCGUCUUUCCGUUGAUUACGGAAAGAAGUCCAAGCUUGAGUUCGCCGUCUAUCCAGCUCCACAGAUCUCCACAGCCGUUGUAGAGCCCUACAACUCCAUCCUUACCACCCACACGACCUUGGAACAUUCCGAUUGUGCCUUCAUGGUCGACAACGAGGCAAUCUACGAUAUCUGCCGUCGUAACCUCGACAUCGAGCGUCCCACCUACACCAACCUGAACCGCCUCAUUGGUCAGAUCGUCUCCUCAAUCACUGCUUCUCUUCGAUUCGAUGGCGCCCUCAACGUCGAUCUGACAGAGUUUCAGACCAACUUGGUACCCUAUCCUCGCAUCCAUUUCCCACUGGCUACCUAUGCUCCAGUUAUUUCUGCCGAGAAGGCAUACCACGAGAAGCUCACUGUUUCUGAGAUCACCAACGCUUGCUUCGAGCCCGCCAACCAGAUGGUGAAGUGCGAUCCUCGUCAUGGUAAAUACAUGUCAUGUUGCAUGCUGUACCGAGGUGAUGUCGUCCCAAAGGAUGUCAAUGCUGCCAUUGCAACCAUAAAGACCAAGCGUACAGUCCAGUUCGUUGACUGGUGUCCAACUGGCUUCAAGGUCGGUAUCAACUACCAACCACCCACUGUCGUUCCCGGUGGUGACCUUGCCAAGGUCCAACGUGCCGUCUGCAUGUUGAGCAACACAACAGCAAUCGCCGAAGCCUGGGCCCGCCUUGACCACAAGUUCGAUCUGAUGUACGCCAAGCGUGCUUUCGUCCAUUGGUACGUCGGAGAGGGUAUGGAGGAAGGAGAGUUCUCCGAGGCCCGUGAAGAUUUAGCUGCUCUUGAGAAGGAUUAUGAAGAGGUCGGAGUUGAUUCCGUCGAUGCAGAGGGCGAGGAAGAGGAAGGGGAUGAGUACUAGAUAGAGAUCUCAUCAUCUAUUCUUAGUUUGAUUAAUAUUUUGGUUUUUUUUAACACAACAUCGUUAGAACCUGUUUCUUUAUUUAGUACAACUCCAAUUUGCGGGUCAUGUUUGUCUACAGACCUCGUUACAAACAAAAGUACUCCGACUUGGUAAUUUUCGUGUUUAUGAUGAAAUUUAAUUACAUUACAGAUACUUUAAUACAGAAUUGUUUGCAAACUCAAUAAUCAAAAUCAAUAUUUUUUAUGUCAGUGAUUUAGUAAAGCAGAGGCCUUCCCUAUCGCUUUACAAACAAUUAAAUGUGAGCCCAAAUUUACCCCCCCCCCCUCAAAAACGAAAAAAAAGUAUUUUGGGUAAAAUAAGUUUAAAAAAUAUGAGAAGGGUUAAGUUAAAUAAGAUCCAGAAGGGCUGAAUAAAAGAAUUUAUAUGAAUAUUUCCAGGUAUCAAAUGCAAUAAAAUAAUUUAUUUCAACCUGAUCACAUGAUUUGCAAGUUCAAUUACCUGUUUAAUGUAAAGAGUGAGAUGGAGAUAAAAAGAUAGAUAUACAUGUGAGAGAGAGAGAGAGCGAGUGAGAUAGAGAGAGAAGUGGGGGAAGCCUCGAUAUGUGUGUCUGAAAUGGAUACUAAUGUGUAAUUUUGUCUGUGUGCUCAGGAAUGAAAGAGGGGGGGGGGAGGAGAGAGAGAGAGGGCGUAAAAAUAAAAGUGAAGAUGUGUGUGUAUGGCAGUGUGUGUGGUGUGGGUGUACGUCAGUGGUUAAGUAUGAAUGACAAUGAAUUUACAGCAUAAUUCGAAAGAGUGUGAAGAUUUCAUGGUUUCAAUAGGAUGAGGAAGAGAAAGUGGGUGGGAGGAUGUGGGAGAGGAAGUUAUAUAAUGUGGGGGGGUGUUGUUGUGGGUGCAGAUUGAUGUUUAGGUGCCGUGGCCGAGUGGUCUAAGGCGCCUGGCUAUACAUGGAAAGUCCGGGGUUCGAUCCCCGGCCGCGGCACCUAUGCCCGUGAGCAAGGCAUUUAAUCUACAAUGCUCUUUUAUCCUGCUUUCAAAUAAAUGGAAAUGCUAUAUGCAUUAUUGGAAACUAGAUGUGCACUUAUUUAAAAAAAAAAACAAUGUUAAGGUGUGUGGGGGUGGGACGAUAUGUGUUGUGGGACGUGUGUAGGGCGAAGAGACAGUGUGUGAGAGAGCGUGUUUGCUUUUGUGGAUGGGGUGGGUGUAUGUUAAUGACUGCAAAAUGUGUCAGUUGGACGAUGCUUGUGAGUGUGUGUGGGAUUUAAUUUUUGGCGGAAAAUGGAACUAUUUAUGUAACAAUGAAUUUAAUAGUCUAGAUCUGAGUUACGAACAAAGGAACUAAUUCAAACGGAAGAAAAUGGGACAAAGCCGGGAUGGCUCUUUUUUAAUAAUAAUUUUCCACACUGUCCAAUUCAUGAUCAGUAAACGAAUUUAAAAAAGAGAACAUAUCAUGGGAUACUAAAUUUAUGAAGGGCACUGGCUUAUUGAUUUCGGCGCUUGUGUAUCUCCCCCCCC
Molecule: messenger RNA, 3167 nt
Organism: Lytechinus pictus (painted urchin)
Lineage: Eukaryota; Metazoa; Echinodermata; Echinoidea; Temnopleuroida; Toxopneustidae
Product: tubulin alpha-1 chain-like
Exons: 3
Coding region: 295-1653 (452 amino acids)
Biological process (GO): microtubule cytoskeleton organization; mitotic cell cycle
Cellular component (GO): microtubule; cytoplasm
Molecular function (GO): structural constituent of cytoskeleton; GTP binding
Source: RefSeq, a predicted model, not a curated record